Messenger RNA from Xyrauchen texanus (razorback sucker), 1077 nucleotides. RefSeq lists its product as uncharacterized. The record is from RefSeq and is a predicted model, not a curated record. NCBI's taxonomy places the organism in Eukaryota, Metazoa, Chordata, Actinopteri, Cypriniformes, Catostomidae. The coding region runs from base 94 to 1014 and encodes 306 amino acids. The transcript has 3 exons.
CCUGAAAACACUCUUGAUAGAGCUUUUACAAGUGCUACAACACCUUUAGAUUCACACAUAAAUGAGUACAAAGAUCAGCUUUCACUACCUGGAAUGGCCUGUGCACCUUCUCAAUGCCGAGUUUCCCAAGCGGAGGCCUCAACUGAAACGGGCCUUCCUGAUGGGGUGAAUGAGGCAGAACCUCAAUCGUUCCUUCUUGUUACUGGUACUCAGGAAUCAUCAUCUCAGACCACUGUAAUAGCUGCAAUUGACUCCGUAGAGGCCAUAUCAGAAAAUAAUGAUCAAAAGGAUCCUUCCUCUGUUGAUGGGCUUCCAAAAGCAAAUGACCAAUCAGAUGUUGACCAGAAGUGCAUUUCAAUUGCUGAUGCGUCAAACCAUGGUGGUAAUAAGGGAUAUCGGUCAUCCUUUACUUGGGGCACAUUUAUGAAAGGGAAAAGGGACCCUCAACCAGAAAGUACAGACAAUGAAGAUCCUUCAGUGGUCAGCAGAAACAGCCAGCCAUACAUGACUCUAACAUCAACACCAUCAAAAUCUGAACAAAGGUCCUCGGGAUUUCAUGAGCUUGCUUCUACGUUCUGUGUCCCUCUCUUUAUGAAGGAUAAACUAACAAAAAGAGACCUGACAAAGAAUACUGACAGAUGGGACACUCCGAGCAAGCGUCCCCACCAAAAAAGCGAUUGUCGAGAAGAGUGGAAUGCAAUCAAGCGGUCGAUUUCUGACAUUUUAGCAGAGAAAGAGAAUCAAGUUCUUAUACCCUACAGCUCAACUCUGAGUGGCAGCCCAGCCUCUUCUACUGUGGGUAAUAGGUUGCGACAAGACUGCACUUCUACCGUUUCUCCUCCCAAACUCCACAGCCAGGAGAUAGAGAUCCAGAAUGUGACUAAAGGGGGUACACUUAAUUCUGAAGGAAAAGAGGAACGGAAGCCAUCUGACAUAAUGGCCCAAAUUGCAAAAAUUGAGGAAUUUAUGUCUUCAGAAGGUUUAACACCUCAAAAGAGACCCAAAAUAGAAUGAUACGCAUUAAAAUUAUUAAUUUCCAAUGGCAUAUGUUCUGUGCCAGAGUAAUGUUGGUACUAA